Messenger RNA from Hypanus sabinus (Atlantic stingray), 4334 nucleotides. It is a transcript of the gene timcc, whose product is annotated as family with sequence similarity 136 member A. The coding region runs from base 52 to 474 and encodes 140 amino acids. The record is from RefSeq and is a predicted model, not a curated record. Lineage: Eukaryota; Metazoa; Chordata; Chondrichthyes; Myliobatiformes; Dasyatidae. The transcript is spliced from 3 exons. Gene Ontology annotation, cellular component: cytoplasm.
GCCGUUCUUGCCCCGCCGUAGACUCCUCGGUGACCGGGGCAGCGUGCAGCGAUGGCGGCCGGCGAGUCCCAGCAGCGCCGGUUACAGCGGGCGGUGGACUCCAUGGUGCAAGGGCUGGAGAGGGAGCAGAUCCGCAAGAUGCAGGGAAGAAUGUUCCGCUGCAGUGCUGACUGCUGCGACAAUGGCAACUCCUCCAUGGAAGAGGUUCAUCAGUGUAUCGAGCGGUGCCACACCCCUCUUGCCAAGGCACAGGCCGCUGUCACCGGGGAGCUGGAGAGGUUCCAGAAUCGUUUGCAACGCUGCAUGAUGGAUUGUAAUGACCGAGCAAAGGAUGCCCUUGAUUCUGGAGCGAAAGAGCUGGACGUCAAGCAGAAGGCCGAAUCCUGCAUCACCAAAUGUGUGGAUGAUCACGCUGUCCUCAUCCCAAGCAUGACAAGGACUUUGAAGGACUCAUUAGCCUCCAUUGCGAAAUAAGGCUGCACCCUCACCCAUAAAGCUGAAUCUCUGGCUAAGGAACAUGUGCUGCACCAAAGCGAGGACAUCACCAUGAGCCAAAUAUUCCAGUACAGUCUAUACAUACGAGAACCUGGCCCAGAGGCUCCAGUUCACACAGGCCGUAGAGCAAAAGCGAUGAGAAAUGACCGUAGGGUAACCGAUUGCUCGGAGGUGGGUAGCAGCAAUUUCCAGGAACAGCAGUCGCAGCUGAAGACCAGGACCUGUCAGUUCAGAGUCUGCUGGACACAUUUCACAGUGUACGCAUCUCCCUCGUUUCUGCAUGUUGCCAAUCAUUCUGGGGCGAUGACUAUAAUCUCUUAAUUCUUCCUCAAAACACCGACUUUUGCUGGGGCAUACAGCCACAACAGCAAUCUGCUGCCUCAAUUAGCCGACCACCCACUGUUUUAAAUGGACAUUGCGGCUAAUCACCUGGUGUUUCAUUGGGUGGUGAGCAGAAUCUGCAGCCUUGGCUUAAGUCUCUUCCUUCCUCUAUCCCCCAUCCCAGUUAAAGUCAAGACCAAGUCUGUCGUCAUCUAAUUGUAUGUGCCUAUGACGAAACGAAACAAUGUUCCUCUGGACCACAGUGCACCUCAAACCCCCUUUCCCCUUCCUCUAUCCCCUUUCCCCUUCCUCUAUCCCCUUUCCCCUUCCUCUCUCCGCUAUCCCCUUUCCCCUUCCUCUAUCUGCUGUUCCUCCCUUUCCUGUUUCUGCUUCCUUCUCCUUUCUCCCUCCUGACUAUACACUACUUGGUGCUACACCGGUCCCCAUAAUAGGGCAAGGAAUCUUGGCCCAAGGUUCAGAAUCAGGCUUAUUGUCACUGACAUGUUGUGGAAUUUGUGGCAGCAGUACAGUGUAAUGCAUUUAAAAAAUUAGGGGUAACAAUAAAAUAAAAAAUUUUUUUAAUUAGCAGUGUGAAAAGAGGGCAAAAAUCUGUAAGGCAGUGUUCGUGGGUUCAUUGUCCAUUCAGAUAUCAGACAAUGGAGGGGAAGAACCCGUUCCUGAAACAUUGCGUGUGAGUUUUCGGGCUCCCAUACCUUCCCCCUGUUGGUAGCCAGUAAGUGGAACUAUGGAUAUAAUAUAAAAAUCGCUAGAAGUACUCAGUAGAGAUCUGAGAAACACACACAAUGCUGGAGGAACUCAGUAUCUGAGAAUGUAGUUUUAAGAAUUUGCUUCAUAGCUUGAUAACUAUUUCAGCUGCAUUGUAAUAAAUUAACAAAUAGAACUGGAAAUUUGCCCCAGUUCUGACAACUUUGAGAGGGUGCCAUUGUUGUAAAGCAGUGUUAAGUGUACGGACAUUCAUUUUACCUGCAGCCUCACGCACGCACACAAACACACACGCCAGUUAUUUACCCAUAGCAGUGUGCACAGGAAGCGUGGUCAAGGUGAGGUGAUAUUGAUGCAAGCCUGCCUUGAGAGUAAAGACUGCUGUGCCUCUAAUAAGUUUGCUGCUAGACAGUGCACACUACAGUGGGCAGGAAACAGCACUAUAUUUAGUAAGUUAUGUACACCGCAGUUGACAUCGUCUUUUGUCCAGCCUCAGUUGGACAGUUUGUCCAUCAGUUCCUUCAUCUGUUUUAUUGUUUGCCAAUGUUCUCUGAUCUGUCUGUUUACUUCUUUUCUGCUCAGACCAAUUUCAAUGAUGGUUAACGCCUGAGACUGGUAGGAAGAAGCAAGGAGAAUCAAGCAUUGAACAAUGUUACAGGAGAGGCAUUGUCUGUGUUCUCACUUCAUCUUUUCUGUACCACCAUGCCUCCUUGUGCAAGUGUUUGUGAUACAGAGGCUUUCCUCCCCUGUCACAGUCAUAAAGCACCACAGUACAGAAACAGGCCCUUCAGACCAUCUUGUCCAUGCUGAGCUGUUGUUCAACCCGCACCUGGACCAUAGCCCUCCAUACCCCUCCUAUCUACGUGCUUAUCCAAACUUCUCUUAAAUGUUGAAAUCCAACCUGCAUCCAGCUUAUUCCACACUCGCCACCCUCUGUGUGAAGUUCCCCUUAAAUAUCUCACCUUUCACCCUUAAUCUAUGACCUUCUAACCUCAGUGGAAAAUACCUACUUGCAUUUAGGCUGUCUAUACCCCUCAUAAUUUAGUAUACCCCUUUCAAAUCUCCCCUCUUUCUCCUACGUUGUGGGGAACAUAGUCCUUGUCCGUUCUCCAGUCUUAGUUGAACAGUUCCUCCAGAACAAUCCGCUUGCUUUUCAGUGUUCACUGAUCUGUCUGUUUACUCAGUGCAAAUUCUUUCAGUUCAGAUCUAUUUCAGUGAUGGUUAACAUCUGUACGCAAAGGAGACUGUUACCAGGAAGCAGGGAGACUGUUGAGCAUUGGACAGUUUCUGUACUCUCGUGAAGGACAAACUUUAUUCACAUGUGGGAGGAGUUUGGGCAUGACAAGCAACAAAAAAAAAUCAGCAAUUAUAAAGAAUGAUAUGUAAAUAGAAAAGCUAGUAAAGUUAGAGGUUAAAGGACAGAUGUGGAAUAAAGUGUACAUAAAUAAAGCCACCGGCAAGUAUUUAGAAUGUAAACAGCAUUAUGAGAAGUGGUUAAAGUGUUUAUAGUGCGGAGAGGUGAUGGGGGAACAGUAAUAGAUGCAGGGCUAAAUGGAAUUUUUGAUCUUGGGCACCAGUGUAGUACAGCGGUUAGCGCUACUCCAUUACAGUUUGGAGUGUUUUGAAGUUCAAUUCUGGCACCAUUCUGUAAGGAGUCUCUGUACGUCCUCCCCUGUGGAAUGCCUGGGUUUUCUCCAAAUCCCACAGUCCAAAGACAUUGCAAGAUAAGUUAAUUGGUCAUUGUAAAUUGUUCUGUCACGUAGGUGUGGGUUAAUCGGGUUUCUCAGGGGUUGCUGGGGUGGCACUGUAUCGCUCAAUAAAAUAACCUUUUAGUAGCUCCAUUAGCACUUUCCAGAAGGGAGCUUUUAGAAAAGGCAGUUUGCAGGGUGGAUUUGUGUCUACGAUUAUUUUUCCUGCCUGUUUCUUUCUCCUGGAUACGUACAACUUGUACAGUGAUGGUAAACUUUUUUUCCAUAGCGCCAUUCCUCGUCACGGCUGGAAGCUGCAGAUGGGUGUGGGAUGGGGCACUUGACAUUUAAGGACUUCCUCUAUCUGCAAUCUUUCUAUGCCCAGGAUUAUCUCUGUACAGUAAAACUCCAGUAAUCUGCCAUGUUUGAUGUUGGAUAGGCAGAUUCUCAGGACUAUUGGAUGUUAUUAAGGUACUGGGGAUGCAGUGUGUAGGAAGGGAACACGGCAUGGCAGACCUGAACCAAUACCUAGCCAUCACUAGUGGAUUCUCGGAGUUUUAUUGUAAGUCUCAAAUUAAUGUUACGUCAGUAAGAAUGUUCUGAAUACUUCACGCAUGUGACAAACCAGAGCGUAAAUCACGUCUGAUUGUGUAGCUGAUCGAACUGUUGCAUCUGCUGUGGUCUGUUCCUCGGUGCAUUGCUUACCCAACCUCCCUGUUAGAAAUUUAGGAGGAAUGAGUUCAUUUUGCAUUCAGCUGAAGUAAUUAUGCUCCUCCUGCAGAUUGUAUCUUGUAUCAUGGAAAAACUAAAUCAAAUUGCUAAAUUUGCUUUGCUCAUGGGCUGUUAAACGAGUGAGUGAGGUUCUGUUAACUUGAGCAACGUUGCUGCCACUGGUCAGAUCUAUACAAUUGUCAUGUCUGAGUCUAUCACCUCAGGUAUUUACAGGCCAGUUUAAAAAAAACUGAGUACUUUUGAAUGAAUUUAUGUACUGAGAAAGUAAACAAGAGAUGUACUGUGAAGUCUUUACAGAUAUAUUUUUCCUCUUUGGAGUUGGUUUAACUGUGAAGUUUCCUGGGCAGGGUGUCAAAUUAAAGAAGUUUAACAAGU